Molecule: messenger RNA, 2942 nt
Organism: Cavia porcellus (domestic guinea pig)
Lineage: Eukaryota; Metazoa; Chordata; Mammalia; Rodentia; Caviidae
Exons: 2
Coding region: 1-645 (214 amino acids)
Source: RefSeq, a predicted model, not a curated record
AUGCCAUCCAACGCGGCGGGCCGGGGGCGCCAGGCGGCUCUCGUGGGCACGGCGAGGGGCUGCGGCGUCCGGCCUCUUGAGGGGCUCGCAGGGCGCAUGAACCGGGCGGGGUGCACUCACAGCCCGCGAGCCUCGCCGCCGCGCCGCCCGGAAAGUCCCUUCGGCAGGGCCGCCGCCGCCUUCCUGGGCAUGGCCCGGCCCGGCCCGGCGCGAGGAGGGCGGGACGGGGACGCUGGGAGUUGUCCUUCCUUCCUUCCUCUCUUUGAAACCGAAAUCCUUUCCUCGUGGAGACGCGCGGGGUACGCGCUCCGUUCACUCCGGGCUCCGCGGCGCACGUGGGCUUCAGACGCCGCGACUCCGGCCGCUGGCACGGUCCUGCUUCGGCGGCCGCCCCGGGUGCACCUCCUGCCGCCCUGCCUGGGGUGGGGGGCGGCGCCGCGGCGGCUGCGGGCCGAGGGUGUGGUCGGCGGAGCCCUCGGCGGGAUCUGGGCUCACAGCGCGCGGCCCGGCGCCGCGGCACGCCCUCCCCGCGCGCACGCGUCCAUCCCGGCGGCUGGCUGCGCUGCCCCGCGGCCCCGCGCCCAGUUCAUCGGCGCCCUGCGCGCGUCCCCGGCGGCCCCGCUCAGCAGGUCCCCGCUGCGCUGAGGAUGCCGGCCCGGGCCCCGGCUCCUGCCAUCUUCGUCGCCCGCCACCAACUUCCGAGCGCGCGGGAGAGCUGGAAGGAAGGGCGGGACGAGGCCGCGGAGCGCGCCCGCCUCCGCCCGCUGUCUCCGAGCGCGGCCCGGCGCCGCCGCUGCUCCUCUCCGCGCGCCGCGCCGCGGAGCCUAUAGAAAUCUUUUGUGUGGCGUCACCGCCUUUCGUUUAAAUCCCGCUUCCUCUUCUCGCCCUUCCUCCGCCCCCUCCCGCUCCCGCUCCCGGAUGCUUGCGCGAGGCGCUGCUCCUCCCCCGGGAAGCGGGUGGCCGGGAGGACGCCGCCGCCCCGCCCGAUGCACCGCGGUCGGGCCCGGGCCUCCCGCGGUGCCCGGCGGAGAAGCUGGGGCUCCGCGCCCUCUGGGAGCCUGGCGCAGCCGCCAGCCGGCCUUACGUAAGCUCUGCUCGGUCCGGGACCUAGGCUGCGGUGACCCGCGUCCCGGGUGGAGAGCUGUGGCCGCCCCACACCAUGCCCUGGCGACCCGCUGGGACUUGGUUGGUGUUCCCAGCUCCCCACCCUUUGUGGUGCUGGAUCUCUGCCUUCCUGGGUCGUGAUGGGCUGUGUAGGGUGAGGGAAACAGCGAGGGAUCUGGAUUCCGGGGCGGAGUGGGGGGUGGGGGUUUGGGGCGGAUGCUCAGCGUCCUUCCUUUAACCGGAGGAACCUUAGAUAGUCGGCACAAGCUUUGAACCACGCUUCCUGGGGCCAGUCUUGCAGCCCUUAUGAGUCGUGGACCCUGUACUAGUUCCCUCCAAGUGUCUGGUGGCCGCGGGGUCGCAUAGUGUGCCUUUGGCCCAUGCCUUGACCUGCAGGUUGCCUUCUGUUAACUUAGUCUGUGUAGUGGAUUAACAGCAGCCAUUGCGGAAAAGUGAGUCCCUUUGGAGGUAAACAUUAUUGCCUUCACAGAUAGGUAGACUGACCGUCAGAUUCCUUGAGGGACUUUGGAAGGUCGGGAAACAGCAGAGUCCCAGCCCGCCCGCAGCUGCCCUCAGACUGCUCGCUCAGACCAAGUUCUUCCAGAAGCAGCUGGUUACGAGCUUCCUCUGCGCAGGCGCCUAGCCCGAGGACUCCUGAAACCCACGGGUCGCACUCCUGCGACCCCAGCCCCGCGUUUCUCAGCCAGGCGUGCAGCUGGGAUGAGCUUCAGUUUAUUAUCCAAGCCCAAUUGGGAGAUCAGACAAUGAGACGUACUGUUAACAAGCUAGCGAGGAAUGAGAUUCCAGCGUGGGUGGAUUAUCACUCUACUGUCUUUAGAGAUCCCCCAGAAUCUACUUGAAGCAACUUACUUUGCAUAGUGAAGUGAUAAAACGGAUGACUUUGACUUUCUAGGUUCCAGUCAAUGAGAUCAGAAUGUUGUGUGCAGACUCCAAGAAGGAUGCUUAAAAGAAAUUGGCCCCAUUGAAAAGUAUGCUCUGCUUGGCUUGGUUUUCAUCCUUUUUCCUCUGGUUGAAUGUCAUGCAAAUGAUUGGCUCUCCAGUAGCCAUGCUGGAACUUGUGACCAACCUUAGAUGCUGAUUCCACCUGCUUCUGUGAAAGAAAUGCUGGCCACAAAAAGACACUAUCUUGUUUGAACUUUAAAAAGCCAGUGUUCUGUUACAGGAAGCCUGUUAAUCACAUCCAUACAAAGCAUGAAGAAAGGUUUAUUGCUGCUCUUCAGUUGUAAUAGUAGAAACAGACGGUAACUGCUCUUGAUGGUGCAAAGAUAUUGCAUUAUACUAUGUAGCAGCAUAAAGAAUCAAAAUUCUUCAUAUUGAGAAAUUUAGUACAAUUCAUAGCUGCUACAAACACAAAUGCCACAAAACCCCUUCUAAAGAUACAGUGAUACUUACUUGCGAGUAUAUAGGGAAAAUGUAUGCACUGUGUAACAAACUGGUAACUGCUGUGUGCAGCAGAAUUGUGGGAUCUAUACUUUGAAAUGUUUGAACGUUUGAUAACACUGUUUAUGUCUUAUGUAAUUAAAAAUGUAAAACAAAUCAGCAUGGCCACCAUUUAAAAAUCCUGGGAUUUCAAAGCAUCUCUGGCAAUAUUUUUUAGAGAUGAAAAGUAGCACAAUUCAGCCUUAAAAAACUAUUUAAGCCGGGGGUGGUGGCGCACGCCUGUAAUCCCAGCACGCGGCAGGUCGAGGCAGGAGGAUCCUUCUGAGUUCGAGACCAGCCUCGGCUACAGGGUGAGCUCAAGGCAGCCUGAACUGCACAGGGAGACCUUGUCUCGAAAAGAUUUAAAAAAAAAAAAAAAAAAAAAAAAAAAAAAAGAA